CUGUUUGCCAACAUCUCGGCCAGAGUGUUUGUCCAGCCAGCCUGUGCCGCUCUCAAGCACCGCUGCCUUGCCCUCCCUUCCCCGACAGCUUCUGGCGGCCCAACUGGACGUGGCGUUGCUCGGGUCAAUCUGCUAGAGGAGCGCAGAGCCCUGCACGGGUUCACAAACAGAAUUUUGGACAGGAUAUUUGGUGCCAGGUACCAAGAGCCAGUCUGCUGAAUUAUUGUCCCGGUCGUUAGGAUUGCUGCGAGUCUCUUUGAAGGUCUGUGGGUGCACCCAGUUGCCAGCUCAGGGGAGGCACACCUGGAAGCCAUUUCCAAGAACUUUUGCCACAGGUGUAAAAGACUCCAGACCUGCAAAGAUGCUGAAACAGAUACUAUCAGAGAUGUACAUAGAUCCUGAUCUGCUGGCAGAGCUCAGCGAAGAGCAGAAACAGAUCCUGUUCUUCAAGAUGAGGGAGGAACAGAUCCGCCGAUGGAAAGAAAGAGAAGCAGCAAUGGAAAAAAAGGAGUCCUUGCCAGUGAAAUCCAGACCAAAGAAAGAGAAUGGCAAAUCUGUUCAUUGGAAACUGGGAGCCGAUAAGGAAGUCUGGGUCUGGGUGAUGGGUGAACACCAUCUAGAUAAACCCUACGAUGUUCUCUGUAAUGAAAUUAUUGCUGAGAGGGCCCAGCUGAAAGCAGAGCAGGAAGCAGAAGAGCUCAGAAAGACUCAGUCCAAAGAAUUUGCCAAUAGCUUGAAAACGAGAUCACAGUACUAUGAUCUGCAAGCACCAGAUACCCUGGAGUCUCAGAAUAUCUGUAAGAAAGCAGCGGAAGAGGAGGAGCUGGGGAAAGGCUCUAGACUGGCACCACCCCUUGAAGAAGAGAAAAUUCCAUCAUUCUCCAGUUCCUCAAGAAAUAUUCAACAAAUGUUGGCAGAUUCUAUCAAUCGUAUGAAGGCAUAUGGAUUUCACCAGAAGAAAGAAUCCAUGAAGAAAACACAAGAUGAGGAACUAAAACAAAUAGAUGGGGAGAAAACCAAGCAGAUUUAUAAAAGCUGGAAAGAAGAUUCAGAGUGGCAGGCAUCUUUGCGAAAAUCCAAAGCAGCUGAUGAGAAGAGACGCUCUUUGGCUAAACAAGCGCGGGAAGACUACAAGAGGUUAUCACUAGCAGCUGAAAAAGGAAGAAGCGGUGAGGGACCACAAAGCCCCCCAAGCAUUCCACAGAAACCAAAAAGACCUCCGCUUCCACCCAAGCCUCUGUUCCUAACCCCAGCAGGAUACCCUCGAAAGCCUCUUAGAAAUCAGGGAGUGACGAGGAUGGCAUCCAGCUAUGCCCAAGAGGAAAUCAUUCGGUGGUUUAAAGAGGAGCAGCUACCUCUGCGAGCAGGCUACCAGAAAGCCUCAGACGCCAUAGCUCCCUGGUUCCAUGGAAUUCUUACAUUAAAGAGAGCAAAUGAACUUCUGAGCACAUGUGUGCCAGGCAGUUUUCUAAUCCGAGUCAGUGAAAGGAUCAAAGGCUAUGCCCUGUCCUAUCUGUCUGAGGAUGGCUGCAAACAUUUCCUCAUAGAUGCCUCUACGGACUCCUACAGCUUCCUGGGUGUGGACCGGCUCCAGCAUGCCACCCUGGCGGAGCUGGUGGAAUAUCACAAGGAGGAACCUAUAACUUCCCUGGGGAAAGAGCUCCUUCUGUACCCCUGUGGUCAGCAGGAUGAGCCGCCCGACUACCUGGAGCUCUUUGAGUGACAGUCUCCAACAUGUCAUCCUGUAACCUCCAGCUGGGCUUUCCUCUGGACAGACAUCGCUGAAAUAGACAUUUGUAUGUGAAGCCAAAGUCACCCUGCAGCAGAGCCAAUGCUGAUCAACUGGAAGUAUCCUUAAAGCCCCACGGAAAUCUCUCUUCUGCACAAAUGCUGGAGUUUAAUGUUAAAAGAAAAUUGCCUCUGCAGGAUAUUCACUCUGAAAGUAAAGAGAGAUGAUUCCCAAUUUCAGCAACUACCUAACAUGAAGGAUACAACCUUAAUGAUGUAUAUAAAAUGAACAAAGAAGGAAUCAAAACCUUUUAGGAAUUAAGGCAUUACUUCAAAAACUAGUAGCUCAUGUGAAGUAUUUCAUGACCCCUCUUUGCGUCAUUUUGAAAUGUCUCAGGUUUGUGUUUACAUUAAGUUCCAUGUUGGCUUUGGGGAGCUGGCAAAAAAAGCCUUUACUCGUGGCUGAAAUGACCCCGCAAACACACUUCAUUUGUCACGCAUGCUGGAGCCAGGAUGUAAGAGACACAGAAGAACGAAAGUUGGGAAUGUAAAUUGAAUGAGGAGUUUAAAAAUGUAGGAGAGGCUUAACAUGUAAAGAAAUACCAUGGACUGUAGAGGCAUGAGCAGACAUCUGCGAGUGUGUUUCCAUGAGCAGGACGGUGCUUGCCCAGUCUACCUUGGCUCCAUCCAGGAGCACAUCACACAGGAUGAGGCAUGAGGUGCUUACCGGUGGGGGUAGACCAGAACAGAAUAGUGAGCUGUGUGAGUACUACUUGUGGGUUGAACGGUGUCCCCAGAAAGAUAUGUUGAAGUCCUAAGCCCUGGUACCUGUGAAUGUGACCUUAUCUGGGAACAGGGUGUUUGCAGAUGUGAUCAAGUUAAGAUGGUUCAUACUGGAUUCAGGUGGGCCUUCAGUCCAAUGACUGGCAUCCUUAGCAGGAGAGAAGGGAUUUGGAAACAGACACGGAGAGGUGAGGCAGCCAUGGGACGACAGAGGCAGAGGCUGGAGAGAUGCAGCCGCAGCCAGGGAAUGGCAGGGGGUGCUGGCAACCCCCAGCAGCUAGGACAGCAGUAUGGAACAUGCCUUCCCUGGAGCCUUGGAAGGGAAUGUGGCCCUGCUGACACCUUGGUUUCAGACUUCUAGCCUCCAGAACUCUAAGAGAAUAAAUUUCUAUUGCCCUAAGCCUUUGAGUUUAUGGUAAUUUGUUAGAGCAGCCCUGGGAAAGGAACACAGAAGUUCACGUAAUUGUGGAACGUGACACACAUCACAUACCAUUUGUUGCUCUACAGUCUCCUCCCUGAUAAUGAAGGAAAAAGGGAGAUGAAGAGUAACCUCCCAAGUGGGAUGCAGAUUCCCUCAGCCAGGAGUCUUGUGCCCCACUGCGUCCCCACCCCAGCCUCCGGCUCAGCAGGGGUGCUGGCCUCUGGGCAGUGACCAAGGAUGCUCCUAUGCUCUGAGCCACAGGUUCUUCUCCUGGGGAGAUGGAGCCUUCCUUGCACUUCAGGCCUAGUCUCUGUAUCUGCAUUCCUCCAGAAGCAGCAGGGGCUGCAGCAGUUAGUCCGUGAGGCAGUUCGUUGUGUGAAAUGUAACGACAGAGUGUGGGGGACGUGUGUGUGUGAGUGUGUAUGGGUGCACACGUGUGUUUUUAUGAGAAAGUUUUUAAACACAGAUCAUCGUAAAGUGUUACUUGAAAUGUCGCGUGUGUUUGUACAGUCUGAGAGACAACUGUCAGUGAGACAUUUGUCCAAGAGAACCUGUCUUUGGCUUUCAUUCCUGUGACUCAACAGCUGUGACCUUAUAGAAUUGCAAAGAUGGCACAGGACAGGAAGUCACAAACUUCUAUUCUGUCUCCAUAUCUUCCCACCAUUAGCUCUCUGAAUGUCAGCUUUCACUUCUAAUACAAAAGCACAUUUUUAAAAAUUGCAGCGUACUUGACAUUAACAUUAAAUUAGUUUCAGGUGUAUAACAUAAUGAUUUGACAUUUUGUAUACACUGUGAAAUGAUCACCAUUAUAAGUAUAGUUAUCAUCCAUCACCUUACAAAGUUAAAAAGUUUUUUCUUGUGAUAACUUUUUUAAGAUCUACUUUCUUAGCAACUUUCAAAUAUGCACUAUAGUAUUAUCAACUCUAGUCACCAUACUGUACAUCCCCAUGACUUACUUAUUUUAUAACUGAAAGUCUAUACCUCUUGACCUCCCUUCACCCAUUUUGCCCACCCCCCAACCCUCCUUCCCUCUGGCAACCACAAAUCUAUUCUCUAUCUGUGAGUUUGGCUUGGUUUUGUAUGUUUUUAGAUUUGACAUGUAAAUGAAACCAUAGGGUAUUUGUCUAUCUCUGACUUAUUUCACUUAGCAUAACACCCUCAAGGUCCAUCCAUGUCACAAAUGGCAUGAUCCCUUUUUUAUGGUUGAGUCAUAUUCCUGUGUGUGUGUGUGUGUGUGUAUCA
Messenger RNA from Prionailurus viverrinus (fishing cat), 4174 nucleotides. It is a transcript of the gene SH2D4A, whose product is annotated as SH2 domain containing 4A. Gene Ontology annotation, cellular component: cytoplasm. Gene Ontology annotation, molecular function: phosphatase binding. The coding region runs from base 362 to 1723 and encodes 453 amino acids. The transcript has 10 exons. The record is from RefSeq and is a predicted model, not a curated record. NCBI's taxonomy places the organism in Eukaryota, Metazoa, Chordata, Mammalia, Carnivora, Felidae.